Messenger RNA from Caenorhabditis angaria, 1482 nucleotides. The record is from the annotation of a GenBank genome assembly. NCBI's taxonomy places the organism in Eukaryota, Metazoa, Nematoda, Chromadorea, Rhabditida, Rhabditidae.
AUGAAAAAUGAUAUGAGUGGAGCAAUUCCAGGUUACAAUGGGGUAGGUAAAAAAUAUUUUGAAAUCUUUGAUAACUGGAAAAUUACAGACUCUUCACUCAAUCUAUGAUUAUUCAUCUAGUGAAAAAGCUGAACUUAUUUGGGCUGUAGCAAUCGGAACUAUUGUUGGAACAAUUCCAUAUAAUUGGGCAUACGUCAAAUAUGGAGCAAAGUAAGCUGCAAGAUCUAGUUCAACAGCUGUUUCUUUUUUUCAGAUACGUAUUUUUAUCCGCUGGAAUUCUUUCGAUAAUCUCUACAGUACUUGUUCCAACACUAGCGGCACAUAACUAUAUUGCACUUUUGUUUGUUCGACUAUUACAAGGGAUUGCGUAUUCAGCCGAUUUCGCCGUAAUUGGAAUAAUUUGUGUAAAAUGGGCACCUCAUGACGAGAUGGCUUUUUUCAUCUCCGUUCUUACUGUAUUUUCAAAUUUUGCAAAUAUCAUAACAACUGCAGUGACUGGAUAUGUAAGUUUUUAUAUUAGAGAAUCACAAUUGUUGAUUUCUUGUAGCUUUGUACAUCUUCUCUUGGAUGGAGAGCUUCAUAUUAUUUUCACGCAGUUGGUGGAACAAUCUGUUUUUUUUUGUGGUGUAUUGUUUAUUCAGAUUGUCCACUUUCUUGCAAAAGUAUAACAACAGAAGAAAUGGCAAAUAUUCAAAAGGGAAAAUCAGCUGAACAUUUCAAUAAAGAUCGGAAGGUUCCAUUUCUGAAGAUGAUUCAAAAUCCAGUGUUGAUAUGUGUGUGGUUCAAUGCAUUUUUAGAUUUGUCAAUGCAUAUUAUGAUUGUCACUUAUUCACCAAUAUAUUUUCAUGAAGUACUGAAAUACCCGGUAAGAACUACUAGGUUUUUGAACGAAUUUCAAAAACUAUCCAAACUUUCAGAUCGAGGAAACUGCUGCAAUCAUCGGAAUCACAUCUUUCGCUCAAUUACCAUUCAAAUUCGCAGCAGCCUAUGUUAGUGAUCGUAUUACAAUUGUAUCGACAAGAACGAAAAUGCUGAUUUUCAAUACAAUCUCUUGUGGAAUAGUUGCUUUUCUGUUUGGCUCAUUUGGUUUUGUUCCGGUUUCUCAUCGCUGGAUUGCUAUGAUUCUAAUGACAAUUAUUCAUUGUUUUAUGUCAACAAAUUGUGCUGGAUUUUAUCAGUGUGGAAGGUAACAACCAUUUUUAUUUUUUUUUUACAUAAAGUAUUUUCAGACAUGUUGCUCAACAAUACGCUGAUGUUGUUAUUGCUGCAAUCCAAUUUUGUAAAUGUUUGGCGUUGUUUUUCGUUCCUGCAAUUGUCGCUAUCACAGUUUCCGAUGAAACAAAUCGUACUCAAUGGGCUUCUUCUUUCCUAAUUAUUUCAUCUCUUCUUCUCGUAGCCAAUUUUUCAGCAUAUAUUUUCUUCACUGAUAAACCUGCAGAUUUCACAAAAUCCAAGGAGGAAUCGAAAGAAAUGAGUGCAUAA